ACGAGUCAUAAGCGGACUGAGACUGAGGAGAACCGUGCAAGAAUUGUAAGAAGACAAAAGGGAAUCAGGAUGCUGCGAUUGCGGUGCAAGGCCAAGAAUGGGACUCAUCUGAUGCAAGGCCUGACGCACCAGUCUUGUGUUCAGGAGCUAAAAGACAAGGUGGAGGAGCUGACAGGGAUCCCAUGUGACGUGCAAAAGAUCAUGGUAGGCUACCCACCCUCGAGCCUGGAUUUCCGCAAUGGAGACGCACAUCUGAAAGAUUAUCCUAUAAAAUCAGGAGACACACUGAUUGUAGAGGAAGAAAAAAACAAGCCUAAAGUUACCAAGCCGAAAUCCCCUCUCCUGGACUGCACACCAGUUCUGGAGCGGCGCACUGUACCCGCUGACAACUCCUGUUUGUUCACCAGUGUUAAUUACGUGGUGGAGGGAGGCGUGUAUAACGCAGCCUGUGCGCCCGACAUGCGCCAGCUCAUCGCCCACAUCGUAGCCAGCGAUCCCUCCGCCUACUCUGAGGCGGUCCUGGGGAAAAAUAACGAGGAAUAUUGUGCUUGGAUCUGCCUUAGUGGCACGUGGGGCGGCGCCAUCGAGCUCUCCAUCCUGUCUAAGUUCUACCAGUGCGAGAUCUGCGUGGUUGACACUCAGACAGUCCGCGUGGACCGCUUUGGGGAGGACGCUGGUUACGGCAAACGUGUGCUCCUCAUCUACGAUGGCAUCCACUAUGACCCCCUGCAGAUGCUUGUGCCUGGGACAGACUGCCCUCCGCAGACCAUCUUCUCCACUUCUGACGAUGUCAUUCUGGCGCAGGCGCUGGAGCUGGCCGACGAGGCGCGCCGCAAACGCCAGUACACGGACGUGAACCGCUUUACUCUGCGAUGCAUGACGUGUCAGACUGGUCUGGUGGGUCAGAUCGAGGCGAGGGAACACGCCAAGGAGACAGGCCACACCAAUUUUGGCGAGGUUUAAAACUCAGCUGCUCAUAAACGUCAAAUGUGUCUGUUACCACAAUGCUACAUGGUCUCAUGAUUUUACAGCUGUGUUUCAGUGCCGUUCUCUACCUCACGUUAUUCCGAUCCCCUUCCCUUUCAGUAUUCAACUAAAUGGAUGACACUGGCUAUUGACGUUCUCAAGUUUGAAGCAUUAAUUUGGUGUGUGUGUCUGUUGGUGUGCUUGUGUGUGAGCACAGUCAAGGUAUUGUAAUAACUUUUUUUUUUUUCAAAUGUAUUAGUAGCAGUUAAGUCUGUUGCCUAAUCGACUGAGCCUCGAUUCGAACCAAAUCAUGAGGGUGCUUUCACAUAUGCAGCGUUUAGUCAGUUUGAAUCGAAAACUGGUGCAGGUAAGAAAACAGCAAUCGCACUUGGAUUUGGACCAAAACAACCGGUCUAAGGGGCCUGGUGUGGUUCCAGUGAAAUUCCAGUGCAAUUCGAACCUGACUUGACUUAAAUACAGGAAGAAAUGAACCAGUCAUGUCAUGUGUUUUGGCUUACGGACAAUUUUUUUUUUCUUUUUUUUCUUUUUGUCUGUUUAGCACUUUGAGCUGCUAAAGUGAGUAGCAAACUGAGCCAAAGCAUGAAGCAGUAGUGCCACAGAAGUGUAAGGUGUUCUGGAGAAUGUAAACAGUUUACGCAAUACACACGUCUGUUGAUAUCUUGAAUGCGCCUCUCUGUGAUUUCUUAUGAUUUUUUUACAAACACUUUGGCAAGGGCUUGCUUACUUAUUUUGUCAUUCUAUACAUGUAACACCUUUAGCCGACGUUUUUUUGUUUUGAGUAUCAAUUUUGCUCUGAUUCAGACUCAAAACUGAUAGUAAACAUGACUUAAACACAUCACAAAAUAAAUUGUCAAGCUGUGUGAUUUAA
This is a messenger RNA of Clarias gariepinus (North African catfish), 1855 nucleotides long. RefSeq names its product YOD1 deubiquitinase (gene yod1). Gene Ontology annotation, biological process: protein deubiquitination; endoplasmic reticulum unfolded protein response. Gene Ontology annotation, cellular component: cytosol; nucleus. Bases 70 to 963 code for a protein of 297 amino acids. The record is from RefSeq and is a predicted model, not a curated record. Gene Ontology annotation, molecular function: protein binding; cysteine-type deubiquitinase activity. The transcript has 3 exons. NCBI's taxonomy places the organism in Eukaryota, Metazoa, Chordata, Actinopteri, Siluriformes, Clariidae.